Messenger RNA from Cylindrotheca closterium, 1143 nucleotides. The record is from the annotation of a GenBank genome assembly. NCBI's taxonomy places the organism in Eukaryota, Bacillariophyta, Bacillariophyceae, Bacillariales, Bacillariaceae.
AUGAGACUUUCCAAAUUUUUAUCUCCCUCAAGAUAUUUGACUUUACCAUCUAUUGACACUUUCAAGUACUCCUCUCCUUUUGCUGCUGCAACAAAACGACGACGAUCACAGCAAAAGAAGGAAGCAGAACAAUUGCCACGAGAACAACAAGAGACGGAGCAAUCAUUGUCUGGGCAACAAGCUCAAACAGACGAAGAAUGUGGCGCCACACUAUUCAAUGUAGAAAUGGUAGCCCUAGCCGCAGAGCGAAGCACUUUAGUUUUCGAAGAAGAAAGAGAAGCCAUGGCAGGGGAAGCCGAGGCAUCGCACGAAGUCCGGAAAGAAUCUGAAACUCAACGGCAAGAUGUUGACAUUAGGAGAUAUGGUCUUGCGACCGACUGCCGAGAGGAACCGGACGAAGAAGAAAGUGACCAAGAACCAAUUCAGCUGAGAAAAGUAGCGAAUAGGACAGCCACGAAGACCAGUGAGGAAAAUGACUACGAGCCUUCCUUUAUUGACACUCUCUGUUUCUCUUCCAAGGCUGCGUCAGGCGUCAUUGAGGAGUCACAUGCAGAGGAUGACGCCUCUCAAGUGAUCAAGCUAGACCAAAACGCUCCACCACCACCGUACAGAUUGGUUGGUGGAUACAUAUACAAAAACCACAAGGAUACUCCGAUGGGCAUGUCCAUCAAGAACUCCACGACCAAACAAGGCGUUUAUAUUUCGGAUCAUCAAAUUGGAAGCCGCUUUAAGUGGUCAACAGAUUUAGCAGUGGAUGGCAUGCAAAUUCUAAGUAUCAAUGGUCUUUCAUGUCCAUCCGACUUAGAAGUAACUGUGGACAUGAUGAAACAAGCAGAAGGAGACUUGAAGUUAAUUGCCGCUGUCAUCGAUCCCCCAAAAGUCAUUGCUCCAUUUGAUGACGAUGAAGACAGUCUAGAAAGUCUAGAAGCUUGUAAUCAGGAAGAAGACGGCAAAGAAUCCGGGAGCGAAGCACUGUCCGACUCAGAGAGCGAUAGCGAGGAUGGAGUCAGUGCACUUACUGACGAAAAACAACGAGCCACACAAUCCAGUUAUCAAGAGACGAAUUCAAAGGAUGCCAACGCACCCGAAACCACCCCAGUCCUUGCCUUACUGAGAGAACGAAGUACAAUACAAUUCAUAUAG